AUGGGUGGAAACAAAAUCACGAUCGGAAUACCGCCUCUACCCUCCGGCAUUCUGAUAGACUACCUGUGCGGGAGCGAAAUAGAAUCCGCAGCGAAAUUCAUAAUAAAAAACCACCAAGGACUCAAUGUCACCAAUGACAUCAGAAAGGCGCUGAAAGACCUCAAUAUUCAGAAGGAUAAGGAAGGACGGGCGCCUGGCAAAAGCAGACCAAAUUAUAAAAUUCUCGACAAAGUACCCCAUCUUAUAUUCAGGAAAAGCCAUACUAGCCGAAAAUCAUUGUUCCGUCGAGCUGGUAUUAAUCCUCUGGCGGCGACGAUGAGUCUAAUCAGACAACAAUUCUGGAUAUCACAACUUCGAUCACAAGUCAAAGGGCUGAACAAUCCACAGCCGGAAAGAACCUCCAACAUCCAGAUAUCUAUUAGAAGGGCUUUCAUUUCAACUGUUAACUUGUUUGUUGAUAGGUAA
Cooperia oncophora is the source of this 465-nucleotide messenger RNA. Lineage: Eukaryota; Metazoa; Nematoda; Chromadorea; Rhabditida; Trichostrongylidae. The record is from the annotation of a GenBank genome assembly.